Passer montanus (Eurasian tree sparrow) is the source of this 2929-nucleotide messenger RNA. RefSeq names its product tropomodulin 1 (gene TMOD1). Gene Ontology annotation, molecular function: tropomyosin binding. Gene Ontology annotation, cellular component: myofibril; striated muscle thin filament. Gene Ontology annotation, biological process: myofibril assembly; muscle contraction; pointed-end actin filament capping. The coding region runs from base 338 to 1417 and encodes 359 amino acids. The transcript is spliced from 10 exons. The record is from RefSeq and is a predicted model, not a curated record. NCBI's taxonomy places the organism in Eukaryota, Metazoa, Chordata, Aves, Passeriformes, Passeridae.
UGGCUUGCAGGCUGCAGGGCUAGUGACAGCAGGAGAGCCAGGAGAUACAGGCAGUUUCUGGAUACUGGGUGAGGAGCUGGGUGAGCUGAGAAGACUGAAGAGAGUACAAGCAGUGUGAGACUUUCCUCAGCACUAGUGGAUAAAGGGAGAGGUUACUUACCUUGAGUGCAAGGAGCCUUCCCCAGUGUGUGCAUCACCUCAGACAACAAGAUGUUUGCUGUGGAGCUGUCAAGGAUGGGAAUGUCAGCUCUGACAUGAGGAUAUCUAUCCAUGGGAGUAAAGCUGCAUCAUCAAUUCUGUUACAGCAGGAGAGUGAGACCCACGGGACUCCUCUAAGAUGUCUUACAGAAAGGAGCUAGAAAAAUACCGAGACCUAGAUGAAGAUCAGAUCCUUGGAGCUCUGACAGAGGAGGAGCUCAGGAAGUUAGAGAAUGAACUGGAAGAGCUGGAUCCUGAUAAUGCACUUUUGCCAGCCGGGCUCAGGCAGCGGGAUCAGACGCAAAAGCCACCAACUGGCCCAUUCAAAAGGGAGGAGCUCAUGGCCCACCUAGAAAAGCAGGCAAAGGACAUUAAAGACAGAGAAGACUUGGUUCCUUUCACGGGCGAAAAGAGAGGAAAAGCUUGGAUUCCCAAGCAGAAGCCGAUGGAUCCCGUUUUGGAAAGUGUGACUCUGGAGCCGGAACUGGAGGAAGCCCUUGCUAAUGCUUCUGAUGCAGAACUCUGUGACAUUGCUGCCAUCCUUGGCAUGCACACCUUGAUGAGUAACCAGCAGUACUAUGAGGCCCUGGGGAGCAGCACCAUCGUGAACAAAGAAGGCCUCAACAGUGUGAUUAAGCCCACAAAGUACAAACCAGUUCCUGAUGAGGAGCCAAACUCAACAGACGUGGAGGAAACUCUCAAACGAAUACAAAGCAAUGAUCCUGACCUUGAGGAAGUCAACCUUAACAAUAUUAUGAAUAUUCCCAUACCAACUCUAAAAGCUUUUGCAGAAGCGCUGAAAAACAACACGUAUGUGAAGAAGUUCAGCAUAGUCGGGACCCGGAGCAACGAUCCUGUUGCUUUUGCCCUGGCAGAAAUGCUGAAGGUCAACAGCACACUGAAGAGCCUGAAUGUGGAGUCAAACUUCAUUUCUGGGUCUGGGAUCCUGGCUAUUGUCGAAGCACUUGAGGGCAACACGUCGCUUGUGGAGCUGCGCAUUGACAACCAGAGUCAGCCCCUGGGCAACAAGGUAGAAAUGGAAAUCGCAAAUAUAUUGGAAAAGAACACCUCCCUGCUGAAGUUUGGGUACCAUUUCACUCAGCAAGGUCCCCGGCUUCGCGCCUCCAAUGCCAUGAUGAGUAACAAUGACCUGGUGAGGAAGAGAAGACUUGCAGAGGUGAAUGGGCCUAUUUUUCCCAAGUGCAGAACUGGAGUGUAGUUCCUGACUAUGGAGGUCAUUCCCAGUGAUCUGUGCUACACUGUGGAAAUCUAAAGGCAAUUAAGUGCCUUGACAGAGUAUUUGUGGUGCCUCUGUUCUGUUUUAUGCACUAACAGUUGAAAUGAAAUAGUGGCUGUAGUUUGUAUCAAGAUUUUAUCCAGUAGGACUGUUGAUGUUUUCUGUAGAGCUGGAAACUAUUCAAGCCAACGUGUCAAUUUUAUGCAACCUCAGUUUAGAGUACAAUCCAGCGUUAAAGGGGAUUAAUUUUUCUAUAAAAUUCCUGCACGGUGUUUCAUAGUUAGGAUGUGGUAUGCAUGAAUGAAAGAUACAAUUGUUUCACACAAAUUAUAGAAGUAUUAAAAAAAUACUUUAUUUUUCAAAGUUGAUCUCAAGUAACUACAGAGGAGAAACUAGCAUUUAGCAAGCACUUCUAACAUCUGGAAACAUGGCUAAUUUCAAGAAUUGAGUUACAAUUUUUUGCCAACAUUUGCUGAAUCAUUUGAGAUGUUGUGUCAAAUGCAUCCCAGUGUUUCUUAUAAAAAACUGAUCUCCACUCCCGAUUAAAUGGAAUUUAAGGCCACCAAAUAUAAAACAGUCUCAAAAAUCAAGAUGGGUGAAUAUCCUUCAAUCCCAUGCACAUGUGAAGGAAGCAGUCAUUCUUAGAGGUGCAAACCCUAACCCCCAGAGCUGGCCAAACUAAUUGGCAAAUGAGAACCUUCUCUUUUACUCCCCACUCCUUCAGUUUCCUAGUGUUAAAAGCGUUUGUCCAGAUAUUCACUGCAGACAGGUCAAAUUCUCUCCCUUUGCUGUUUUGUCUAGAUGAACAUGUCUAUUAACUAAAUUUUGUUCUACUAGGAAUUAUUUCUCUUACUGCUGUCCCACAUGUCCACAUAAAUGCAAGAAUAAAUGCUGUGCCCUAAAAAAGCUGUGAAGUGAAAUACCCCAAAUUCUGAACUUACACUACAUAUGAUCUCACAGCUUUUUGUCAGUGUACACUCAUCAUCCAGCCUGGGAGGAAUUCCCCACAGGCUUGUGCAUCUCCCAGACCUGCAGCAGACUGGACCCAGCACAUCCGAAACUCCUACUGUUAACGUGGGUGGGAUCCUGCUCAGUAAGAAGUCUCCACGGAAAAAGCAUUGCUGUACUGAAACCUUAAUCUUGGGCAGAUGACACAUCCUAGAAAAUGUUCUCUCUUGCUAGAAGUCUACCUCUAAAUGUCUGUUAGAGAGUGAAGUUUUUCAGCCUUUUACAUAUAUUCUGGCAAAGUCCCAGAGAUUUCUCCAGAGCUUGUGCACAAACACCGCUGAUGAUUUAGCUCUGACCAGCGAAGCAGAGAACACUAUUCAGCAAUGUGGGAAACAUACUUGUUGCUCUCCAAAUCUUAAUAAAUGUGCCCAUGGUGUCAUAUAAAAUGCUUUACCACAGCUUGUUUCCUCCACUGUGCAAGUUCUGUAUCAGAAAAUGAAUGUGGAAUAAAAAUACUUGAAAACAUAUUAAAAUGAAAAAAACUGG